Torulaspora globosa is the source of this 648-nucleotide messenger RNA. It is a transcript of the gene MRPS18, whose product is annotated as mitochondrial 37S ribosomal protein uS11m MRPS18. Bases 1 to 648 code for a protein of 215 amino acids. Gene Ontology annotation, biological process: translation. Gene Ontology annotation, molecular function: structural constituent of ribosome. The transcript has a single exon. Lineage: Eukaryota; Fungi; Ascomycota; Saccharomycetes; Saccharomycetales; Saccharomycetaceae. The record is from RefSeq and is a predicted model, not a curated record. Gene Ontology annotation, cellular component: ribosome.
AUGCUAGGCAGAUCGGGGUUCAAUAGUCUGCGGGGGCUGCGUGAAACCCUUUUAAUCGGUGUCAGAUACAGGUCGAGCGGGCCCGUGUCUUUCUCUAGCAUUACAGACUCGAUUAGCAGCGAAAAGGACAUAUCCAACCUGGUCACACCGUCCAGCGCGGCCGUUGGCAACUCAAAACGAGGUGGAAAGCUUAGGCCGCAGUUAGUCCCGGUGAAAUAUGUGCUGAACUGCCUGUUUGCCAAGAACAACACUCAUUUCACAUUCUCUGCAGUGGUAGAGGAUGUCAACUAUCUCAGGAAUAACCCAGAUAUAUCCUACAACGAGGCGUUUUUGUACUAUCUGAAACUUCCCCAGAAAGUAAAGUUUGCCCUGUCCACGGGUGUGCUGGGGUUCCGUAAGGCAGCCCGUGGAGAGUACGAGGCUGCUUUCCAGACUUCAGCCAAGGUGUUCCAGAUGAUCCAAGACAAGAAACUGAUGAACAAGGACAUAGAGAUCGUCAUGAGGGAGUUCGGCAAGGGCAGAGCUGCGUUUGUGGCCGCCUUGAACGGUAAGGAGGGUGCGGCAAUCAGGUCUCACGUCACUAGAAUAAGCGACAAGACGCCAUUGAAAUUCGGUGGUGUGCGGGCCCCAAGAGUGCGCAGGCUGUGA